AUGGUUUCGCUCGUCGCCGCCUACGGCCUGCUCCUCCAACCGACAGCACGUCGGCCCUCGCCACUCCGGCGGUUCCUCUCUCCGGUGCUCGAGGCGCCUGCGCCGCUCGCCUCGCUGCUCGAUCUGGCCGACGAGUACGACGCCUUUUUGCUCGACCAGUUUGGAGUCAUUCACGACGGCAAGACGGCGUAUGAGGGCGCAGUCGACGCCGUCUGCGAGCUGCAGCGCCGUGGCAAGAAGAUCGUCAUCAUAUCCAACAGCAGCCGCCGCAAGAGCGACACGCUCGCCCGCCUACGCUCCAUGGGCUUCGGGCCGUGCGAGGGCGAAGGCGCCUCUGAUGUCCCGCCCAUCUCGGUCGUCACGUCCGGCGACCUGGUGUGGGAGGGCCUCUCGGCCGCUGCGGCCGCGCCCUUCGCCGAUCUCGGCCUCAGGUGCACCGUCUUUGGCAACGGCGAGGACGACGAGGAGUACGUACGUACCGCCGACGCCGAGGAGGAGGGCUUCCGGGCUGCGCUGGCCGCGCGGCCGGGCGGGCUGCCACUCGUGGUCGCGAACCCGGACACGGUGCGUCCCGACGGCAAGGACUCGCCGAUGCCCGGCCUCCUCGCGGCGCGCUACGAGGCGAUGGGCGCGACGGACAUCCGGCCCGUCGGCAAGCCGCACCCGCUCAUCUACGAGGCGUGCCGCGCCCAGCUCGCCAUCGCCGGCAUCGACGCGGCGGGCGCGCGCGUCGCCGCCGUCGGCGACUCGCUGCACCACGAUGUGCUCGGCGCGAGCCAGAACGGCGUCGAUUCGGUCUUCAUCUGCGGCGGAGUGCACUACCGAGAGCUCGAGGUGCCUCAGGCCGCCGCCGUGCCGCCCGCGGCCGACAAGCUUGCCGCGCUGCUGGCGACCUUUGCUUCGGAGCACGGCGGUUGCACGCCGACUCACGCGCUGGCAGGGUUUCGCCUCUAG
Messenger RNA from Emiliania huxleyi CCMP1516, 954 nucleotides. It is a transcript of the gene PHO3, whose product is annotated as tentative p-Nitrophenyl phosphatase. The transcript is spliced from 2 exons. Gene Ontology annotation, cellular component: chloroplast. Bases 1 to 954 code for a protein of 317 amino acids. The record is from RefSeq and is a predicted model, not a curated record. Gene Ontology annotation, molecular function: phosphatase activity. NCBI's taxonomy places the organism in Eukaryota, Haptophyta, Isochrysidales, Noelaerhabdaceae.